This is a messenger RNA of Rhinocladiella mackenziei CBS 650.93, 1170 nucleotides long. RefSeq lists its product as uncharacterized. Lineage: Eukaryota; Fungi; Ascomycota; Eurotiomycetes; Chaetothyriales; Herpotrichiellaceae. The record is from RefSeq and is a predicted model, not a curated record. Bases 1 to 1170 code for a protein of 389 amino acids. The transcript has a single exon.
AUGGCUGAGAUUGUUGGAGCUGUUGCAAGCGGUGUUACGCUUGCAGGGCUCUUUGCUUCGUGCAUUGAAAUAUUCGCGAUCAUCGACACCCAACAUAAUGCGAACGACGACCAUGUGGUGCUCUCGACACAGUUGAAGAUCGAGCAAUGUCGCCUAUACGUUUGGGGUCAGAGGAUGGGACUGAAUAGGUCUAACGGUCGACCCCUAUCAAAUCGCAAGCAGAUGGCGGAUCUAGAUGGCACACCUUUCGCGGGGAUAAUUCACGAAAUUUUGCAUAAAAUAAUCUUCCUCUUCGAAAAUACUGCGCAGAUCGCAAAACGUUAUGGUUGUGAAAAAGUCAAACCAAAUCAGAUUCUUACGCAAGCCCCAGAGGGCUAUACUACCAAUCUCGACAGAGCAGGAACGUCAAAUGCUCAGCAGAUGGGACAAAAUCCGUCAGACAUUUCUCGAACACCAUCUCCCGGACCUAUGUGGCCACUCGACUGUACUGACGCGCACAGCUUCAUUCAGCAGAAGUUUCAUGACUUUAGAGUCUCCAAUACUACGCGUCCAAUUUCCAAGAUGAGAUUGAAAGGUCGCACCAGAUGGGCAAUCGGAGAUGGACAGAAGUUCAGAAAGCUGAUAACAGACAUUAGACAUCUCGUUGACGGUCUGGAAUCCCUUUCUGUACCACUGCGGGAGAGCGAGAUUCCCUCUCUCGACGAACAGGUGAACAUGCAGAUGGCAAAGAUUUCUGACCCAGAUACUCUUAGUUUGAUACAAGAAGCAGCCAGCCAAUGCCAUCCAGACCUUUCAGAGACUGCAUCUAUCAAGUUGAGAGCGAUUCGACAGACACAAGAUUACUCUGAAUGUAACCGUAUCCCGAAAGCUGAUGCUGCUGUCGAGAAAUGGAUGAGGAAGCAGCACGAUCUCAUUGGCGUCCAAUCUAAUAAACGUCACUUCGUCUCCCAAGACACAUGGAAGCGGUACGCGCUCCAGGCAAAAUCGGAUCUGGAUGACAUCGCACGAACUCUAUACGGGGAAGGUGUUUACUCACUGGAGGACAAGGAACUCGAUUCUGUGAAAGCAUUGUAUUGGAAAGCAGUCUCAGAUGCUCUGGAUCCUCGAGAGCGAGCUUAUAUGUCGAUGCAGGAGAAACGGGCAAAGCCUUAUAACCUACGUCGACUGUAG